AUGUCCCCUCCUGCUGCCACUAGUGCCACUCCAAAAGAAAUGUCCUCCUCCACUGGCAGUUUUCGCUUCGCUCCACCUCCACCAAUGUCACCUUCUGCUGUCACUAGUGCCACUCCAAAAAAAAAUUUCUCCUCUGGCUGUUUUGACUUCGCUCCACCUCCACCAAUGGCCCCGUCUGCUGCCACUAGUACCACUCCAAAAGAUAGUUUGUCCUCGAGUUUGACUUUUGACUUCGCCCCAAAGUCUGCAGGCCAUUUCAACUUUCCUGUCAAGGCGACUCGCCAUAGUAAAUAUUAUCUCGACUUCGUCGUUCUCUUGGUUGAUAGCACACUAUAUAAAAUUCCUUCCCGUUAUCUUCUUGAGCACAAACCUAAAGCCCCCUUACUCUCGGAGUCGAAACUAUUCGCUGGACUUAAUCGUGGAGAAGGGUCCUCAGAUGACAACCCGCUAAGGCUUUGGCCAUUACCUUAUUUAUUGAAGGCAGACAAGUUUGAAUAUCUAGUUAGAGUUAUCUUGGCUCUGUCAUUGGGCUUUCCAACGCCGAAGGACUACUCUUUUGAACAGUGGUUCCACGUCCUCAAAUUGUCGAGGGCUUGGGAAUUAUCUGAGAUCGCAACACUUGCAAUGAAACAUAUAAAGGACCUCCCGCUCCCGCUAGUGAAAUUACCGCAAUGGUCCUCCGCACUCGAUUUCUGCUGCAACAAUCCUUUAUUUGCAGAUCUUCGUAGCCUGGCUAUUGCCCGGAUAGAGGAGCUAUAUAUUCCAACCCCGAUAGAUAAAAUCACGCUCGGACGCAAGCACCACAUCAAGCAUUGGAUGCUUGAAGGGCUACGCGGCCUAGCAACCGAACCAAGUCUGCCUCCUCAGCAAGACCUUCGGGUUCUGGACCAAGAUACCCUGAUGCGAUUCCUCUACUUGCGAGACGAGGUAUUGAAAUCAACGUCGAAAUUGGUUAAGGGGCCAGUCACAGCACUCGAAGUUUCCGAUGUGAAAGAAACCGAUCGGGUAGACAUUGGUCGACUCGUCGAGAAGCAUUUCAAAGAAGAGUUUUCGAAGAUGGAGCUCGUCAACAAAAUAGCUGGUGGUAUCAGUACAGGUGUAUCGCUGAAACGGUAG
Molecule: messenger RNA, 1116 nt
Organism: Marasmius oreades (fairy-ring Marasmius)
Lineage: Eukaryota; Fungi; Basidiomycota; Agaricomycetes; Agaricales; Marasmiaceae
Exons: 3
Coding region: 1-1116 (371 amino acids)
Source: RefSeq, a predicted model, not a curated record